UUUGAGAGGAGGACUUAGCCUAGCCCUGGUCAUCUGGUCCGGAGUUUGCUAGUGAGCAAUAGAAGGGGAGGCAUUGCCUGAGGCCCAGAAUAAGGGGCUCACUCAGCAUCUGAGCCCUGAGGCUGGUCCAGGUAAUCAAAGGUUGCCUUGUUUUGUGCCCCCACCCCUCCCCUACCCCACACAAGGAAAUUCCAAGAUGAAUUUCUAUACUUGCUCUAGUUCUGUCCCUGGGGACAAUGGGAGAUAGCAAAGUACCAGAGUCCAGAUAACUUAGCUGACUCAAAAGAUGAUGGAAUUGAAUAUCUUGGCCUCAGAUGGUUGGCGAGGGGAGGGGUGACUCACUUGGAGUGGCCUGGUUUGCUUUGGGGCCCAUCUGGGGGCAUUUUCUUAGACUGAUUGCUCUUACCUUGGAAGUGCUUCUGGCUGCCAAUCUGGAUGGUGAGUGUGGUGGGGGAAGUUUGGUUUAGGGCGGAGACAAGGCUUGAGAACACAGGUUUCCUUGUGUCUCAGAAGGGGAGGAGGGGAGGGAUGGCAAGAGGAAAGAGACCCCACUUGUUUGCUUGCUCACAAUCCAUGAUGGCGGGGUCUGCACUGUUUCUUGUCAUCUUCUUGCUGUGUGCUUUCCCGGGGCCUGGAGGGGCAGGCCGCCCCAUGCCCAAGCUGGCUGAAAGGAAACUCUGUGCGGAUGAGGAAUGCAGCCGUAAGAGUGGGGGAACCCAGGAGUUGGGGGUUUGGGUUGGUGGAUUGUGUGGAAACUGUUGUCAUUUCCCUUCUAUUCCUUCCCCAGACCCCAUUUCUAUGGCGGUGGCCCUUCAGGACUACGUGGCCCCCGACUGCCGAUUCCUGACCAUACACAGGGGCCAAAUUGUGUAUGUCUUCUCCAAGCUGAAAGGCCGUGGCCGCCUCUUCUGGGGAGGAAGUGUCCAGGGAGAAUAUUAUGGAGAUCUGGCUGCUCGUCUGGGCUAUUUCCCCAGUAGUAUUGUCCGAGAGGACCAGACUCUGAAACCUGGCAAAGUUGAUGUGAAGACAGAUAAAUGGGAUUUCUACUGCCAGUGAACUCAGCCUACCACUGUCUCUGCUGUGCUUUAAGCAAAAUAUAUCAGCCCAGUGCAACUGCC
Dipodomys ordii (Ord's kangaroo rat) is the source of this 1118-nucleotide messenger RNA. It is a transcript of the gene Mia, whose product is annotated as melanoma inhibitory activity. Gene Ontology annotation, molecular function: protein binding. The transcript has 3 exons. NCBI's taxonomy places the organism in Eukaryota, Metazoa, Chordata, Mammalia, Rodentia, Heteromyidae. Gene Ontology annotation, biological process: extracellular matrix organization. Bases 436 to 1056 code for a protein of 206 amino acids. The record is from RefSeq and is a predicted model, not a curated record.